This is a messenger RNA of Vicia villosa (hairy vetch), 858 nucleotides long. RefSeq names its product universal stress protein PHOS34-like. The record is from RefSeq and is a predicted model, not a curated record. The coding region runs from base 122 to 628 and encodes 168 amino acids. The transcript is spliced from 4 exons. NCBI's taxonomy places the organism in Eukaryota, Viridiplantae, Streptophyta, Magnoliopsida, Fabales, Fabaceae.
AUCCAUAAAUAUUUUUUUAUAUAUAAGUCUACGUUUUGUUGCGUCUCGAGCAAGUGAAGAGAUAUAUAGAAGAGAGAAAGGGUAACUAAUUCUGUAACAAAAUUCUGUUACGCUUUUCAGAAUGGCAAGUUCAGAUCAACAACCAGAGAAAGCACAACCAGUGAUGAUAGUUGCAAUCGACGAGAGCGAACACAGUGCUUACGCUCUCAAAUGGACUCUUGAUCAUUUCUUCAACAACAACAAUCCUGUUUUCAAGCUUGUUCUUCUUCAUGCUAGACCUUCCGCUACUUCUUCUGUUGGUCUUGCUGGUCCUGUGUAUGCAGGAGCUGCUGAGGUUUUGCCGAUUGUGGAUUCUGAUUUGAGAAAGAUUGCUGCUAGAGUUGUUGAGAGUGCUAAACAGCUUUGCGUUAAGAAAUCGGUAAAUGAUGUGAUAGUGGAGGUGGUGGAAGGUGAUGCUAGAAAUGUUCUCUGUGAUACAGUGGAGAAAUACCAUGCUUCAAUAUUGGUUGUGGGAAGUCAUGGUUAUGGAGCUAUAAAAAGGGCGGUUUUAGGUAGUGUGAGUGACUAUUGUGCUCAUCAUGCUCAUUGCACUGUCAUGAUUGUGAAGAAGCCAAAAACCAAGCACUGAUCUAUACUGGCAUUUCCUUCAAAAAUAAACAUAUAAUCCUUUCAGCAAAAGAAAAAUAGAAAUGUUCUCAGAAAGUUUAUGACUUGGUUUGUCCUAUGGCAUGUCUGCUUUGUAGUUUAUGAUAGAAAGUAUGUAACUGUUGGAUUGUUGCCCCUACCUGGGGUUUACUUUGCUUUGUAUAUGAAAAACUAAGAUUAAUGUGUCUAUAAAGUGUUUUUCUCUUUCUCAAA